CUUUUGACAUCGGCGGCGGUGGCGGCGGAGUGUGCGUGCCAGUGGGAAAGGUAAGAUGGCGGCGGACGGAGAUGCGGCGAUUCCGGACCAGGAAAAAGUGCGAAUAGUCUCGGAUUUUAUAUUGCACUCGCCGCCGGGGGAGUUCAACGAGGUGUUCAACGACGUGAGGGUUCUGCUCAACAACGACAACCUGUUGAAGGAGGGCGCGUCCGGGGCCUUCGCGCAGUACAACAAGGACCAGCUCACGCCUGUUAAGAUAGAGGGAAGUGAUUAUCCAGCGCUUAUAACAGAACACAAUGACUUGGGUUCUCAGAGGUUUUACGAUGCACGGAGUAAGCAAAGUUUUAAAUAUGAUCACUUGAGGAAGGAGGCACAAGAUUAUGAAUCUUACGAACCAGAUCCUAUAGCGGAGCCUUGGAGGUCAGCCUUUCAAGAUGAGAUAACGAAUUAUACUCAAAGUCAUUAUAGACAUGGCGCCUGCUCAGUUUUUGGGAAAUCUUUUGGAGGAAACGUAACGCUAACGGCGUGCAUAGAAGAUCAUCAGUUUCAACCUAAAAAUUUCUGGAAUGGCCGUUGGCGUUCGGUGUGGACUGUAAGUUUUACUCCAAAUUCAGGAAACGCCGAAUUGAGAGGUAGCCUCAAAGUACAAGUACAUUACUACGAAGAUGGAAAUGUACAAUUGGUCAGUAGCAAAGAAGUAAAGGAAAGCCUGCCUAUCUCCAACGAGAAGCAAACGGCGAAAGAUUUGAUACGGUUUGUCGAAGAAUCCGAAAACGAUUAUCAAACGGCAAUUUCCGAGAACUAUCAAACCAUGUCCGACACCACCUUUAAAGCGCUGCGAAGACAACUGCCGGUAAUGCGAACGAAAAUCGACUGGAAUAAAAUUGUGUCGUACAGUAUUGGCAAAGAGCUUAAAAGUCAAUAGAAAUAGAUUUUUUUAUAUAUAAUAAUAAUAAUAUUAAAAGAAAUAAUUAAAAAAAGAGAAGAAAAGCGCAUUUUGCUGCAUGAGUGAAGUCUGGACGUGUGAUGUGCAUGGGAGCAAACUAUAAUACUACUAAGUAAUGUCUGAUUAGAGAGAUAUUUCGACUCAUGCAUACCACUCAAGGUUCCUCUUGACUCCAUAUUAUAUGUUAUAAGAAGCAAUAAAAAAAAGAAAAGAAGAUUAACAUUUUCGGCGUUGUCAAUUGUGUAAAAGAAAUUAAUUAAAGAUUAUAAUUUCUCUAAAUUUUUACAUACACAAGUUUGGCAUAAAGUAAUGUAACAUUAAAUGGCUUGAUAUAAACAUGCAUUAUUUCUAUAAAUAUGCUGAUUGUAAAAUAUAGGAUCAGUAUUCAACAGUGGAA
Camponotus floridanus (Florida carpenter ant) is the source of this 1343-nucleotide messenger RNA. RefSeq names its product F-actin-capping protein subunit alpha (gene cpa). Gene Ontology annotation, cellular component: F-actin capping protein complex; actin cortical patch. Gene Ontology annotation, biological process: barbed-end actin filament capping; actin cytoskeleton organization. Lineage: Eukaryota; Metazoa; Arthropoda; Insecta; Hymenoptera; Formicidae. Gene Ontology annotation, molecular function: actin filament binding. The coding region runs from base 56 to 925 and encodes 289 amino acids. The record is from RefSeq and is a predicted model, not a curated record. The transcript is spliced from 3 exons.